AUGAAGACCGAAGUAGACAAGCUUCAGGCAAUCGGCUUCAUCCGUGAAGUCACCUACCCCAUUUGGCUCGCUAACUCAGUCUUGGUGAAGAAAUUCGGCGGCACCUGGCGAAUGUGCCAAAAUUACACCAAUCUGAAUAAAUCAUGUCCGAAGGAUAGCUUUCCACUACCAAGAAUUUAUCAAUUGGUGGACGCCACGGCUGGCCAUGAGCUCCUCAGCUUCAUGGACGCCUACUCCGGCUACAACCAGAUUUUCAUGCAUCCUACGGAUCGUGAGCAUACGGCAUUCAUUACCGAUAGAGGGCUUUAUUGCUACAACGUCAUGCCGUUCGGCCUAAAGAAUGCUGGAGCUACAUACCAGCGACUGGUCAACAAAAUCUUUGCAGAACUCAUUGGCACUUCAAUGGAAGUCUACGUAGACGAUAUGCUAGUCAAAAGUCAUACCGCCGGCGAUCAUCUCCGAAACCUCUCACUCAUGUUCGGCAAACUAAAAAAUACAACAUGCGCGUGA
Molecule: messenger RNA, 510 nt
Organism: Prunus armeniaca (apricot)
Lineage: Eukaryota; Viridiplantae; Streptophyta; Magnoliopsida; Rosales; Rosaceae
Source: the annotation of a GenBank genome assembly